AUGACUUCUGUGGCCUCUCAAAAUCCUUUUGACCUCCUCGAGGAUGACGCCGAGGAAGUCGACAUUAUCGUUGAAGGAAACCGACAAGAGACAACAUCAACAUCGACAACGACCGAGCCUCCCGUUAUAAAACCAAAAGUUGAUAGGUCUCGUGCAAGCCGUACAGAAGCUAGAAUUCGUCACGAGUACCCGCAGCGCGGAGGCUUUAAGAACGCGCCGUCACCAAGGAAUAAUAACAAUAUCAACAAUAAUAACGACACAAGAAAUGAAGAACCUAGAUCUGCGCCUCGUGACCGCAAUGUCGGCCCUCGUUUAGCAGGUCGUCGUGAUCGUGAAGAAGGUGGAAAUGAGUUCCCAUCAAGAACUUCUCGUGGUGCUCGGGCUGGAGAGCUGGUACUGGAAGAAAGUUAUGACAGUGAAAAAAAGGAAUCCCAAGGCUGGGGUAAUGCAACUAACCCCUACGCUGAGGGUGGUGCUGAAAGUGAAGUCUGGAAUGCUAACGAACAAGAUAAUACGCAAAAAAGCGGUGAGCGCGGCUGGAGUGAUAACGCCAAAGAUGAGCAGACAAAUGCGACUGGUGGUGAGGAUAAUGCCGGGGGCGGUUCUGAAUGGAAUACAGAAACUCCUGCUGAAGGAGGAACCUGGGCUGCAAAUGAUGAAACCGGAGAAGCGACAACCCAAAAUUGGAAUGUUGAUAAAGAAACAAAUCAGGAAAAUUCAGGAGCUAUUACCGGUGACCUCUCAGAAGCUCCGCCUGCAGCUGAAGAAGUUGUCAAGACGUUAGAUGAAUAUUUAGCUGAGAAAAAACAAAAAGCGAGUAGUAUUGCGCUUCCUGAAAUUAGAAAACCGAAUGAAGGUAUUGAUGACCCUAAGUGGAAGGACGCUGUUCCACUUCAAAAAGAGGAAGAAGAUGAUUUCUUGUUUGUUGGAAAGGAACAAUCUAUCAAGCUUAAGUCUAAGAAAUCGUUAAAAACCAAAAACUUCCUCGAUAUUGACCAAACCUUUGUUGAGAAACCGGGUGGAGGUUGCCACGAUAGUGCUACCACUGAUACUGAUACACAUGAUCGUGAUGACUACAAAGUAUAUAAUUUACCAAAUAGCUAUUCAACGAACCCGGAUUUUUCAUAUCCGGCGGAACUUCAAUAA
Messenger RNA from Ambispora leptoticha, 1146 nucleotides. The record is from the annotation of a GenBank genome assembly. Lineage: Eukaryota; Fungi; Glomeromycota; Glomeromycetes; Archaeosporales; Ambisporaceae.